Callorhinchus milii (elephant shark) is the source of this 1997-nucleotide messenger RNA. Its product is annotated as zinc-binding protein A33-like. The transcript is spliced from 6 exons. Lineage: Eukaryota; Metazoa; Chordata; Chondrichthyes; Chimaeriformes; Callorhinchidae. Gene Ontology annotation, molecular function: zinc ion binding; protein binding. Bases 16 to 1437 code for a protein of 473 amino acids. The record is from RefSeq and is a predicted model, not a curated record.
GUGCUGAGGUACAAAAUGGCUUCGGGACUCCAGGCUGAGACCUGGACCGAGGAGAUCAUUUGCCCGGUUUGUCUGGAUUUCUUCACUGAUCCUGUUAGUCUGGGCUGUGGCCACAACUUCUGUCGCUCCUGUGUCACCCGGAGCUGGGAAAAGCAGGAGAACAACUGCUGUGCUGUUUGUCAGGAGACAUUUCCAGAAAAGAACCUCAGAGCCAGUUGGGCCUUGGCGAGUCUUGCAGAGAAAGCUCGAAAAUUGGGCCUCACGCCGACACAGACGGAAAAUAAACUUCACUGUGAGAAACACCGGGAGGAACUGAAGCUGUUCUGUGAAUCUGACAUGAAAUUGCUGUGUGUAGUUUGCAGUCAUGGGCAGGAACACAGAGGUCACAGUUUCCUCCCCAUUGAGGAAGCUGUUCAAUUCUACAAGGAUAAAGUGAAACACGUCUUAGAUUCUCUCACACAUAGGAAGGAAACUGCUCUAAAAGCUGAAGCCAAAAAGAGAGAAAAGAUUUCACAACUGAAGGAAAAGGUGAAGAGUGUGGAGACCCAAGUCACGGCUGAGUUUGCUAAAAUGCACCAGAGUCUGACUGACAUAGAGCAGCGAGUGAUGCGAGAUCUCAGACAGCGAGAGGAGGAGAUUUUAAAACGAAUGGAGACAAAUCUGCGAGAGAUUCAGGGCAAAUUAGAUUCUACUCAACAAGAGCUCUCCGAGUUACAGACGCAGAUGAAAAAAGAGGAUCUCACCUUCCUGCAGGAGGAAGCCGCUGGCAACAGAAGGGUCAGUGACGAGGGGUUUGAUCUGUCGGUGUGUGAGGCUGAGCUGCCUGUGGGGAUAUAUAAAGGGCCUAUACAGUACACAGCCUGGAGACUGAUGAUACACGGCAUCAGCCCAGCUCCGGCCUCUCUGACUCUGGAUCCUGACACAGCCCAUCCCCGGCUCAUCCUGUCUGAGGACCUGACCAGCGUGAGUCACGGAGACACACGGCAGCAGCUCCCGGACUCCCCGAAGAGGUUUGAUUACUGUUUCUGUGUCCUGGGGUCUGAGGGCUUCACAUCGGGGAGACAUUACUGGGAGGUUCAGGUGGACAAAAAGACAAUGUGGAAGGUGGGAAUUGCCAGAGAGUCUGUCAACAGGAAGGGAAAGAUCAAGUAUGCACCAAAGAAUGGAUACUGGGCUGUGUGGCUGAGAAACGGGGAUGAAUAUAAAGCUGGUACCUCAUUUCCCACCCGGCUGCACCUGAGAGAGAGACCCGGGAAGCUGGGAGUUUAUCUGGACUAUGAGGGGGGACAGGUGACAUUUUACAACGCUGACAACAUGUCUCAUCUACACACUUUCACACAGACUUUCACUGAGAAACUUUAUCCUUUCUUCUGUCCCGGUAAGAACGACGGCGGCAAAAACUCGGUUCCUCUGAGGAUCUGCCGGUUGAUAGAUUAAUGAGGAGGAAAUCCUCAGCCAUGACCUGUGUUUGGCUGUGAUGGCCACCAGGCUGAACCUUUUAUAAUCCGUGUCAUUAUACAAUGAAGCUUGUAGUUUAUAUUACACCUUUAACACUGGGCCCACGGCUCCAACAUUUUUCGGGAUCCACUGUGAAGCUUAUGUUUUAUUUGCGAGCCAAUGUGGAGCCAAUUUGCACAGAGAAAAGUCUAAAGUAAGUCACGUUUGACACCACAAAUAUCAAGCUGGAGCUUUCUGCUCCUGAUCUCGACAAUAAUCCCCACAUUGUACACAGCUCCUCAUCACUUCUGCCAUACCUCUCAAUGCCCAUCCCAGGCUUUCUAAAUCUGCGUUAAUCCCAAUGAUACUCAAGGGGUUUAUCAUUGACUUUCUGUUUAACUAUUAACGCGCUCUCUGUGUACAACACGGGAAACGGUUUUAAAAGCCCCAAUAUCCGUGGUGUUUCAAGUGCAAUAAUUUAACAAACCCCAAUAUGUGCAUUAAACACAAUGAUAUAAAUACGGUUUGGCACUAACUUUGGGUUUUGAUUGCAAUCCCAC